This is a messenger RNA of Anopheles coustani, 1761 nucleotides long. RefSeq lists its product as uncharacterized. The record is from RefSeq and is a predicted model, not a curated record. The transcript has 2 exons. Lineage: Eukaryota; Metazoa; Arthropoda; Insecta; Diptera; Culicidae. Bases 1 to 1761 code for a protein of 586 amino acids.
AUGAAGUGGGUCCGCGGCGCGCAAAUACCACCAGAGCGAGACCCGCAGCUCUUGGGGGAGAUUGUCGACGAGCUGUUUCCCACGCAUCCACCGAUGGAAUGGCCGGAGCCAGCCGAUGAACUCAUCGAAGCCGGCCCACCCAUCACGGAGGAGGAGCUCCUGAGGAUUGCAGCGAGCCUGAACCCCCACAAGGCCCCAGGACCAGACGGCAUUCCAAACGCCGCCGUCACCGCAGCAGUUCGUGCCUUUCCGGGCGUCUACCGAAGGGUGCUUCAGGGCUGCCUUGAUCGUGGAGUCUUCCCCGACAUCUGGAAGCACCAGCGACUGGUCCUACUCUCGAAGCCAGGAAAGCCACCGGGCCGGCCAUCAUCUUACCGCCCACUAUGCAUGCUCGACACUGUCGGCAAAGUGCUCGAGCGCAUAAUCCUCGAUCGCCUCAACGCCCACCUGGAGGAAGAUCCAGAAGGUCCGCGACUCUCUCCCCGUCAGUUCGGGUUCCGAAAGGGGAGGUCGACGAUGCAGGCGAUCGAGGAGGUGGUGGCCCGCGGCAGGGAAGCAAUGGCCUUCGGUCGAACCAACGCGAGAGACCGAAGAUGCUGCAUGGUCGUAACGCUCGAUGUCCGCAACGCGUUUAAUUCCGCGAGCUGGACAGAGAUCGGGGCCGCUCUCAGGGAAAAAAGAACACCGGAGUUCCUGAUGCAGAUCUUGCGAAGCUAUUUUGAGGGGCGUGUUCUGCACUACUCUACGGAAGCUGGUACCUCGUCGCGCAACAUCACCGCGGGCGUUCCGCAGGGGUCUAUCUUAGGGCCUACCUUGUGGAACGUCAUGUACGACGGGGUGCUGGACGUCGAGCUUCCCGAGGGUGCAAGCAUCGUUGGAUUUGCGGACGACCUCGUACUUACGGUGGCAGGGCGAACUCCAGAGGAGGCGGCGGAAGGGGCGAGUGCUGCUAUCAUCGCGGUCCAGCAAUGGCUCGAUCGCCACUCAUUGUCCUUAGCUCUGGACAAAACCGAGAUUUCGUUUCGUACGUUGGGCCCACCGGGUGCUACCAGCAGUCGAGCCUUGGGCGGCCCGGAUGGAUGGGUGAACUUCCAUCUGACGCAGGUUAUCACGGGACACGGAUUUUUCCGUGAAUAUCUGUUUGUCAAGGGGUUCACCCAGUCCCCGGACUGCCCCAACUGCCCAGGAACGGUCGAGUCAGCGGAGCACGCCGUGUUCCACUGCCCGCGAUUUGACAACGUUCGGGGCCGCCUCCUGCGAGGACAUGGAAUGGAGCCAGCAACACCGGAUAACCUACAACUCUACAUGCUUCACAGCGCCGACUCGUGGAGCCGUGUCGUGACCGCUGCCAGCGAGAUUACGCGCCAGCUUCAAAGCGACUGGCGAGCGGAGCAGCACCGGCGCUCCACGGCAGCAGCGGAGGCGACCAGAGCGCAGGCGGCCGAGGCGGCCGCUCGGCGAGCGCGAAACCAAGCUCGGAGACGGCGCCCUGAGCUCACUCGUAGACUUGCUGCGUUGACACCUGCGGCGAGAUCGGAGUGGUCUAGGGUGCUGCGCAACAUCCAGCUGCGCAUCCGGCGGUUACGCAACAGGACGACGAGACGAGCGAACCACGAGAUUCUGGAGAGGAGGAACGAAGCUCUGCUCCGGGAGCACGAAGCAGUUACGGAGGAGGAGCUUCUCGCUGCCCGGAGGGACCUCACCGCCGCCGAUGCAGCGCUGCAGGAGGCAAGACGACUGCAGCGUCGGCGCAGAAGAUGA